GUGUUCUCCAUCGUGGUGUUUGGUUCCAUUGUCAACGAAGGGUACGUGAACCGCCUGGACGAGACACAAGAGCACUGCAUUUUCAACCGUAAUCGCAAUGCCUGCAACUAUGGCAUUACCGUGGGUGUCCUCGCCUUCCUCAGCUGCCUUCUUUACCUGGCUCUGGAUGCCUACUUUCCGCAGAUCAGCAGCGUCAAGGACCGCAAGAAGGCAGUGCUCUCGGACAUCGGAGUCUCGGCCUUUUGGGCAUUCCUCUGGUUCGUUGGCUUCUGCUUUCUGACCAACCAGUGGCAAGCUUCAAAAGAAGAGGACAACCCAAUGAAUGAGGGAGGGGAUGCAGCCCGAGCAGCCAUCACGUUCUCGUUCUUCUCCAUCUUCACCUGGGGCUCCCUCACAUUUCUGGCUUUCCGGAGACUCAGACACAUUACUUUUCAGGAAGAAUACAACACCCUGUUCCCUAACUCCCCAUCCUUGCUGCCUUAUGCCUGGGACACGCUUGCUGAACGUCCCCUGGACUGGGAAGCAGCCGCCUUCCUCCUGCUGCUCCUUCCCAAGCAGCCCCCUCCGGCAGAUGCUUUUGACACCGAGACACAGGGGUACCAAACGCAGAACUACUGA
Messenger RNA from Apaloderma vittatum (bar-tailed trogon), 618 nucleotides. RefSeq names its product synaptogyrin-1-like. The transcript has 5 exons. NCBI's taxonomy places the organism in Eukaryota, Metazoa, Chordata, Aves, Trogoniformes, Trogonidae. Gene Ontology annotation, cellular component: neuromuscular junction; synaptic vesicle membrane. The annotation marks the transcript as partial. The record is from RefSeq and is a predicted model, not a curated record.